This is a messenger RNA of Syzygium oleosum, 2017 nucleotides long. RefSeq lists its product as uncharacterized. The transcript is spliced from 8 exons. NCBI's taxonomy places the organism in Eukaryota, Viridiplantae, Streptophyta, Magnoliopsida, Myrtales, Myrtaceae. The record is from RefSeq and is a predicted model, not a curated record. Gene Ontology annotation, cellular component: nucleus. Bases 1 to 1389 code for a protein of 462 amino acids.
AUGGCGAGGCUCGUCCUUACCGUCACCGCCGAGGUCGAUAGUGGCUGGGCAAGGCCGACCUCGCCUGUUGCCACGCCGCCGCACCAGCCGUCGUCGUCGUCGUCGUCGUUGUUUUCUUCUUCUUCUUCUUCAGAGGCUGCGCUGCUAGAGACGCUCCUGAAGCGAGGAUGGUCCUUCGACAACGCGGCCCACAUCAGGGCGGUCAUCAUGAUCCAGCGCGCCCUGAUCGACGACCCCUCCGACGCGGCCGCCCUGGCCGACGCCGUCGAAUCGGACCUUCUCAACACCGACCUGAGGAUCAUCGGAUCCAGGACCCUGCCCGACCGCAAGGCAUCGCACCUCCACGGCCCUAUGGUCCUCCAGAUAUCUGCAGUGAGGGACAUUGCCAGAAGUAGUAUUGAGGAGGCCUCGAAGAGCUCUGGUGGUAAUCGUAUGUUGAGAUUGACACUGACGGACGGUCACAGUGAGAUGACUGCGGUGGAGUAUUCUCAUAUCCCGGCGCUUCCUGAUGAUGUUGUUCCUGGCACUAAGGUGCGGCUGGAAAAGAAAGUUGCAGUAUAUAGUGGGAUUCUGUGUCUAACUCCAACAACAUUAGCCGUCUUAGGUGGUGUUGUUCAGUCUCUAUUUGACGAGUGGCAAAUGAACAGAAAAUACUCUGGCUUAUCCCGUGAAUCUUUAAAACUAUCACAGCAGAGUGAUGCAGGCGGCCCUCCCCCAUUUGAGAAGCUGCAGAUCAGGGCUUCCUCACGUCAGUCCACUCAUCAAAGGAGAUAUUCACACAACCCUGAAACCUCCAAUGUCAAGAAAUUUGAAGGCAGAGAAUCUCGCAUGCCAUUGGAAAAUAGAUCUGUUGUUGGACAGAAGAAUCUUGAAAUGAAGGAAGAUGUGGGAAAUAGUUCAGAAACCACUCCACCUACAGGAGAAGAUAAGGAAAAACCAACUCACUCUGAGUCAAGGCCAAAAGAAGUUGCUGAUUCUGCACCUGUUCAAAACCAAGCGGCUGCUCAGAAACUCCUCCAAAAGAUGAACCAACAAGGGAUGCAGAAUCAGCGUUUUAAAGGUCGAAAAUAUAGAGCGAAGGGUAAACAAGAAGAGGCUCCAGUUUUUACUCUAGAAGAAUGGGAACAGAGAAAUGCCGUUACGAAGCUGCCAAAUAUGAGCCAUGAUGAGGAAUUGGCAAGGCAGCUUCAGAAUCAAUUUGACUUGGAAGAUGCUCAUCAUGUACUAGAGGGUCCUAACGAGACACAAGCAGAAAAAAUCAAGAGGAGCAUGUUCAGUUACGACAGAGACAAUGAUUGGACUCAUUCAGGGGGAUAUGGAGGUGGACGGAGGGGUAGAGGGAGAGGAAGAGGGAGGGGAAGAUCCCGCGGGAGGGGAAGACAUGGUUGAUUUUCUACCCCUUCUCAUCUUUCAUGGGUUUGAUGUUCACAACUUCAUUUCAGAUGCUUGGAAGUGCUGCAACCAUCACUGGGAUUUUUUUCUGUGAAUAUUCUGAGACAGAGAUAACGGCCUUGUACAAUGGUUUGGUUUCUUAUAGUAGUGGCCUCUUACUGAAUCCUGCCAGCGUCAUGUUUACUUACUCGCGGAAGAAACUUUGUCAUUAUUGCAGGAAGGGUUUCUUUAUCUCUCUUUCUACUGAAAUAAGCACAGCUGAACUAAGAAAUGCAUGAGAUAAAUGGAAUAGAAAUAGGCUACUGACCCUUGAGAUAAGGCGCUUGUAGAAGUCACUAACCAUGGCUAUACCUCACAAUACAUGUGUCCAAUAAUCAGAGAACAUAUGAAUAAAAUUACCAAUGCUGGGUACUGAAUGAUGGUACGGUGGCAUAACAUACGCAAGCGAUGAAUUAUUUUUAGGUCAAAUUCGCUUUCGAGCAGUGUCCUCUCACCGACUUUGACUCUACUUAACUCUAUUUAAGUUUUUAGUGUACUGUCAUUAAUUAAGAUGAGUUGUAGAUCAUUUUCGUAAUGGAAAUUUCUUUGAAUAUUUCAAUUAAAUUGAUUGUCUCUUCCCUUUGUA